Nycticebus coucang (slow loris) is the source of this 643-nucleotide messenger RNA. RefSeq names its product 39S ribosomal protein L48, mitochondrial-like. Lineage: Eukaryota; Metazoa; Chordata; Mammalia; Primates; Lorisidae. Gene Ontology annotation, cellular component: mitochondrial ribosome. Bases 71 to 643 code for a protein of 190 amino acids. The record is from RefSeq and is a predicted model, not a curated record. The transcript has a single exon.
UCCAUCAGUGUUUUCAGACGCCCAGGGAUUGCAGCUGGUGGGGCAUAGUUAGAGGCUACGGUAGCAAAGGAUGAGUGGAACCCUGGAAAAGGUGCUGUGCCUGAGGAACAAUAUCAUUUUUAAGCAAGUCUUUUCCUCCCUAAGAUUUAGAACUUCAGGAGAGAAUUCCAUCUAUUCUUCAGGUGGCAUUCUGCUGAGUACCUAUUGGCACUACAAGACAAAGCCCACCCAUGGCAUUGGAAGAUACAAGCACCUAAUUAAAGCACAAGAGCCCAAGAAGAAGAGGACAAAAGUGGAAGUGAAAUCCAUUAAUUUGGGGACAGAUUAUGAAUGUGGUGUUUUAAGCAUUCACCUGAGUGCAUAUGACAUGACCCUGGCAGAGAGAUAUGCCCAAUUUGUUCACAACCUCUGCAACCAACUCUCCAUUAAAGUCGAGGAAAGCUAUGUGUUGCCUACCAAAACCAUGGAGGUGUUGUGGCUACCAGACCAAGGAAACAAAAUGGUCCUUACUACCAGUCCUUACUACCAUGAGCGAAUGGUUCAGAUCAGUGGUUCAAGCGCUACAUUUGCAGAGAUUUUCUUAGAAAUAAUCCAAAGCAAUCUUCCUGAAGGAGUCAGAUUGUUAGUGAAGGAGCACAGUUAA